Molecule: messenger RNA, 222 nt
Organism: Arabis nemorensis
Lineage: Eukaryota; Viridiplantae; Streptophyta; Magnoliopsida; Brassicales; Brassicaceae
Source: the annotation of a GenBank genome assembly
AUGUUGGAAUUUAACGACGAAGCCAGGUUUCAGUCAACGACCAGGGAGUGGUUUAACAAUUGGCUACUGGUUCUAGGCCUCGUCUUUGCUACACUAUUCAUCAUCAUAGUCACCACCGUCCUAGCCGCAAAGUUUUGUUGCAAUCGGACAAGAAACAAGAUUCACCCCAUCGACGAUGAUCAAGACACUGAAUUGGGUGUAGGAGGUAAUCAAGUCAACUAA